UUCCAGAGUUGGCCAGACUUCACAGGCUAAAAAGAUAAAAUGGGCACUCCAUAUCUUUUAUGAACAUCCCAAAGCGUAGGAGAAGUGAUCUGACACAGUAUAAGCUCACACCACAGCUGCUAUUAGCUGUUCUUGCUUUUUGUUACUGGACCUGAAAUAAGGGCUUUUAUUACUUCGCAUAACCAUUCGAAGUGGAAUAACGGCUGUUGCUGCAUUGUAAAUAGGAAUUCUUUUUCUCACCGUGCAGGAAAUUAACAGCUUAAAGGACACUUUAUAAGAGGAGUGUUUUUUUUAAAGAAGGAAUUAGCAUGUUCCUGUUUCUUCAGAAGAAUAUUAAAUGAAUUAAAGAAAAACAAUCUAUUGUAAAAUAACUCAUAUGGUUAUAGAGCACGAGGAAAUAUUUUCUGCAUUGGAAAUUUUGAGCAAGUGUUCAGAAGUGAAAGUUGGAAGCAGUUCUUUCACAGCAGGUAUGGAUUUAUCAGAAUGUAGCUACUGUACAAAGUUUAUACUUGGAUAAUUUGGGACAGAACCUCCUUUUUUUUUAACUUGGACCUUCUGAAGAGGCUAUCAUCAUUCAAGUUGCAGCAUAAUGAAUGAUUUCCAUCAUGUGGAGCUGAAGUUACUAGCUUUGACUACUAUGCUAUACAGAAGAGUUUGUAAGAAAUACAAGGAAAUCAAUUUCUGAUAAGGGCUUACACAAAACAAAAGAGACUCUUCAUGCACAGACUUUGUUUGAAGAACAAAAUAGAAGUCUCAUUCCUGCAUCGUGACAGGAAGUUGAAGCUUUUCUUCUCCACAACCUGGUGUGCUUAUGUACCAUGAUAAACCUUUGUUGGAAUGUUCACUGAAUACGGUGGAACUAGUCAUAAAGCAUUUACUACCAACAACAAUCACUUGAGUAAACACAGUCAAGGAAGACUAGCUGCAUGGAAUAAACCAUAAGACUCCAGAAGUCAUUCUCCUCAGUAAAAAAUUUAUGUUUAUUGGAUUUCUGCAAGCAGAAAGUUUACUCAUCCUUUUAAAUAAGGUUGUUGAAGACCAGAAAACUAGACUGUGUACAAAUCUCAUUGUUCCUGACCAUGAUCAGUGUAACUUGGAAUAUCUUCCUAAUUUGGACUAAGAUAGGGCUGUUGCUUAAAAUGGCACCUCAUUCUGUCAGUGCCAAAUCAUGCCCAUCGGUGUGUCGCUGUGAUGCAGGUUUCAUUUAUUGUAAUGAUCGUGAAUUGACAUCAAUUCCUACAGGAAUUCCACAGGAUGCUACCACCCUCUACCUUCAGAACAAUCAAAUAAAUAAUGCUGGGAUUCCUUCAGACCUGAAAAACUUGCUUAGGGUAGAGAGAAUAUAUUUGUAUCACAACAGUUUAGAUGAAUUCCCUACCAAUCUCCCUAAGUAUGUUAAAGAACUGCAUUUGCAGGAAAAUAAUAUAAGGACCAUUACUUAUGAUUCACUUUCACAAAUUCCUUAUCUGGAAGAAUUGCAUUUGGAUGAUAAUUCAGUUUCUGCUGUUAGUAUUGAAGAUGGAGCUUUCCGGGACAACAUCUAUCUCAGACUACUUUUUCUCUCUCGAAAUCACCUUAGCACCAUUCCCUGGGGUUUGCCUAAAACGAUAGAAGAGCUACGCUUGGAUGAUAAUCGUAUUUCCACAAUUUCAGAGGUGUCCCUUCAAGAUCUUACAAAUCUAAAACGUCUUGUUUUAGAUGGAAAUCUUUUAAACAAUCACGGAUUAGGAGACAAAGUCUUCAUAAAUCUAGUCAAUCUAACAGAACUGUCAUUGAUCCGCAAUUCCCUUACAGCUGCUCCCAUAAAUUUGCCAGGCACAAACCUAAGAAAGCUUUAUCUUCAAGAAAAUCAUAUAAAUCGUGUACCACCUAAUGCUUUCUCUGACCUAAGGCAGUUGUAUCGACUAGAUAUGUCCAAUAACAAUCUAAGCAAUUUACCUCAGAGUAUCUUUGAUGACCUGGACAACAUAACUCAAUUGUUUCUUCGUAACAAUCCAUGGUACUGUGGAUGCAAAAUGAAAUGGGUCCGUGACUGGCUUCAAUCAUUGCCUUUAAAAGUUAACGUACGUGGACUAAUGUGUCAAGCACCAGAGAAAGUGCGUGGAAUGGCUAUCAAGGACCUCAGCACAGAGCUAUUUGAUUGUAAGGAUGAUAAUACUGUAAGCACCAUCCAAAUUACUACUGCAAUACCAAACACCUUAUACCCUGCCCAAGGGCACUGGCCAGUUUCUGUGACCAAACAGUCAGACAUAAAGACUCCCCAUCUGAACAGAAACUAUAGAACCACAGCAAGUCCAGUACGGAAAAUCAUUACAAUCAUUGUGAAAUCUGUAAGCACCGAGAGCAUUCAUAUUUCUUGGAAAGUUGCACUACCAAUGACUGCUUUAAGACUGAGCUGGCUAAAAAUGGGUCACAGCCCUGCCUUUGGAUCUAUAACUGAAACAAUAGUUACAGGAGAUAGGAGUGACUACCUACUUACAGCCCUUGAGCCAGAGUCACCAUACCGUGUAUGUAUGGUUCCCAUGGAAACCAGCAACAUCUAUCUGUCUGAUGAAACCCCUGUUUGUAUAGAGACUGAAACAGCGCCUCUUAAAAUGUACAAUCCUACAACAACCCUAAACCGAGAGCAAGAGAAAGAACCUUACAAAAAUUCUAAUUUACCUUUGGCUGCCAUCAUAGGUGGUGUGGUGGCACUAGUAGCUAUAGCACUGCUUGCGUUAGUGUGCUGGUAUGUCCACAGAAAUGGAUCCUUGUUUUCAAGGAACUGUGCAUACAGCAAAGGACGGAGGAGAAAAGAUGAUUAUGCUGAAGCUGGAACUAAGAAGGACAACUCCAUCCUAGAAAUCAGGGAGACUUCUUUUCAGAUGAUACCAAUAAAUAAUGACCAAGUGUCCAAGGAGGAGUUUGUAAUACAUACCAUAUUCCCACCUAAUGGAAUCAAUCUGUAUAAAAACAACCACAGUGAAAGCAGCAGUAACAGAAGCUACAGAGACAGUGGUAUACCAGAUUCAGAUCAUUCACAUUCAUGAUACUGAAGGAAAUAAUGGACAGGAAAGAGUGACUAUAAAGGUUGAUGUUCUACUGCAAAACACUGGAUUAAAAGACUGAAAAAGCAAUGUACUGUACAUUUGCCAUAUAAUUUAUAUUUAAGAACUUUUUAUUAAAAGUUUCCAAUUUCAGGUUACUCCUGCAAUUAAUGCAGUGGGGAUACCUGACCACAAUUCUCUAUUUUAGUACUUUUUAGUAAUUUGUACUGUAUUUUCCUUGCUAAUAUUGAAGUUACAGCCCAUUUAACUUUUGUGUUCUACUGAGUAAGAUGACUUGUUGACUGUGAAAGUGAAUUUUCUUGCUGUGUUGAACAAUCAGGACUUUGCAUUCAUUUAAGAUCCUUGUAAGUAUAAGCACAGGCCAUUUUUCACUUUGGUAUUAAUAAAAUAUUAAACCUGGCAGACAGAGGAGAUGAAAAAGCGGUUGCAAAAAUUCUUAAAACUAUAAUGUUGGGUCUAUUAACUCUGUAAGCCACGACAAUACUCAAUAAACAAAAAUGUGCGUGGUAAUGGGCAAUAUCAGCUGUCUGGAUAUAUCCAUUUUAACAACAGUGAAAUGAAUUUUUAUAAGCCAAUUUGUCAUCUGCAUGAAACUGAAGCUGUUGACAUGAAAGCGAAAGUUUGAGACUUGGCAGUUAAUGAAACUCCUCACAAGGCUCCAAGAAUACACUACCACCACAAACCAAAGGGCACAUUUAAUUUCUAUUUCUCAAAAAUCUGGAAGUCUAUAUAUUAUGGAGAACAUGAUGAUAGCUGAUUAUAGGCAUUUGGGGGGAAAUUUUAGUACCUGCACCUGAACAGAAAAUAUGCUAAUAGUUCCACACAUUAGAAAACAUAUCAUUAUGAACAAGACUAAAAUAAGGCUUCAACCAGUUUUGAGACAUGAUGGUAAAUGGUUAAUUGUACAAUUGCUAAAUAUGGAAAUAAAGUUCUUACUUCUAAAGCAUAUAAAAAAACACAGACUACAAGUGUAUUAAAUAUACUUAGGACUUGGCAGAAUUUGAUUUUUUUUAUAAUUUCAACAGAAAAUAUCAGUUUAUUUUUUAACAUUUUUUCAAUUUAUAUCUAUUUAAAUUUUCACAGUUGUGCAAAAUUAUGGAUUCGAAGCAUUUUUAUGAUUUUUAUUCAUUUAAAUUUUCAUGGUUCCAGGAAAUUUUAGGGUGUGUGUCAAACAAUGGGGGCGCCGAGGGGUCAGACAAUUAUUUAAUGACUUUAGACAUUCAGAUUUAAACAUUUAAAUAUACAGAGUACAAUAUCCUUAAAUCAAAUUCUAUUAAGUUCUCAAGCAGCAUUUUUCUUACUUUGCCUGUCUGUAAAUUUUGAUGAUCAUCAAUGGCAAUAUUUUUCAUCCGUUUGUGUACGGCCAAAUCAACAUUUAACGACAUUUACCAAUAAAAUACAAAUCCUUCCAAUCCUAAUCCUUCCAAACCUAAAUAUACUUCCACUACAGUCAGGAAUACUGCCCAUUAUUGUCACAAAUUUCCACAAACAAUAAUAAAUUUGUAAGAUCACAAUUCCUAUUGAAUUGUGAAGUAUUUAAUGUUUUAAACCCACGCCACUCUUUUUUGUUGCCAUAAUCAUUUAUUUUUGCAAAUGAAAACCAAAGUGCAUUGUACGCCCUUUGGCCAGUCUUGUAUGUGCCUUGAUCCAAUGCUAUGUGUAUUCAGCUUUUAAAAAUAAAUUGGUAACAAUUUUUUCAUACAUACUUAAGUAUGAAAAACAUUGGUCUUAUUGCUGAAUAAAAUGUAAAAAUAAGUACAGAACAAUGUGUUUUGCUUUUCCUAACUGAUGUGCAAAAAAAGCAGUUAAAGAAUUACAAAUGUAGGCUGUGCACUAGUAACAAAUCCAAUACG
Molecule: messenger RNA, 4900 nt
Organism: Mauremys mutica (yellowpond turtle)
Lineage: Eukaryota; Metazoa; Chordata; Testudines; Geoemydidae
Gene: FLRT3
Product: fibronectin leucine rich transmembrane protein 3
Exons: 4
Coding region: 1080-3029 (649 amino acids)
Molecular function (GO): protein binding
Source: RefSeq, a predicted model, not a curated record